Megalops cyprinoides (Indo-Pacific tarpon) is the source of this 1326-nucleotide messenger RNA. Its product is annotated as serine/threonine-protein kinase pim-2-like. The record is from RefSeq and is a predicted model, not a curated record. Gene Ontology annotation, molecular function: ATP binding; protein serine/threonine kinase activity. Gene Ontology annotation, cellular component: cytoplasm. Bases 1 to 1326 code for a protein of 441 amino acids. The transcript has 7 exons. NCBI's taxonomy places the organism in Eukaryota, Metazoa, Chordata, Actinopteri, Elopiformes, Megalopidae. Gene Ontology annotation, biological process: regulation of mitotic cell cycle; negative regulation of apoptotic process; protein autophosphorylation.
AUGGACUACAAAUAUGAACGUUCACAAUCAGAUAAUGGCUCCCAAGGUGAUUAUCGAGAGAAAACAUACAAGAACAAUGACCAGACGGAGUCAGGCGGAGAGCUGAGUUGUGCGGCCCAACAGCGCCAAAGGGGUAGGAAGAGGAAGCAUGGAAGCCAGUCCAAACGCUCCCCUCCAUGCGUGGACCUUCCUGGCCCCAGCUCCGCAAGGGCAGACAGAAAGAGAAAGAACUCAAAAGAGUCCAGUUGCACCUCUGUCAUUGACCUCACGGGUCUCAGCUCCUCCAGCGCAGGAGGUAAGAGGAGGGUCCUCAGCAAAUCUAAAAGCCCUCCUUCUGUGGUGGACCUCACGAACUGCAGCUCAGCAGACACGGAGGCAAACCACCCAGCCACAAGUGAGGACAGCUCCAGCUACUCCUUCCCCACCGCACCCAUCUCCAUCACCAGCCCUGAACCCAUCUCCAUCUCCAGCUCCUCCUCAGGCUCCUUCUCCCGCAUCCAGGAGCUGCUGAUGCAGUGCAGCACUGAGACAAGCUUCAGCAGCGGGCCCACAGUUUCCUGCCAGCGCACAGCAUUUCAGGAAAAAUAUGUGGAGGAGCACUGCCUGGGAAGUGGAGGCUUCGGCAGUGUGUGGGCUGGAUACCAGAGGGAGGGAUUGCUGCCGACUCUAGAUGAGAAGGUGCAGAUACUCCCCCAAGAGGUGGCCUUCCUUAAAAUUGUUGGUGGGGGUAACCCAGGCCCCAGUGGCAUAGUUCGGCUUCUGGACUGGUACAAGCUGCCGGAGGAGGUGCUGUUGGUCCUUGAGCGUCCUGUGCCUGCCAAGGACCUGAUGAAGUACCUCCUGGAUAGAGGGAUGCGCCUGGAGGAGGCUGAGGCGAAGGUGAUAAUGAGGCAGCUAGUGAUGGCCAUAGAGGAAAUACACAGAAGGGGCGUCGUACACCGAGACCUGAAGCCGGAAAACAUCCUUAUUCAAUCAGGGUCAGGCCACCCACGGUUACACUUGAUCGAUUUUGGCUGUAGCUCCACGGUGCGAGAGAGGCCCUUCACUAACUUCCGAGGCACCAGCCUGUACACGGCCCCGGAGUGGUUUGUUAAAAACAAGAUGCACGCAGAAUCGUCCACAGUGUGGCAGCUUGGAGUUAUUAUGUAUCAGAUGUUGUGCUUCGCCCAGCCAUUCUCUAGCCCCAUGGACAUUGUUUACAAAAAGCCACCCAUUUUUGCCAGGAUUUCAACAGAGUGCCGGGACCUGCUGCAGCGGUGCCUGGAAAAGAAGCCUGAGGCCAGGCCCACCCUGCAGGAGAUACUGGGGCACCCCUGGCUGCUUUAG